AUUAUAAAAACAAUAGUAAUCUCAAGAACAUCAAUAAGAAUAAUAUUCACACAAAUAAAACACCCUAUAGCCAUAGGAAUAAUCACAAUAAUACAAACCAUCUUAACAUGCACAAUUAGAGGAAUAAUAAACCAAAAAUUCUGAUUCCCAUAUAUUUUAUUCCUAGUAUUCCUAGGAGGAAUACUAGUACUAUUCAUCUACAUAACAAGACUAGCAUCAAAUGAAAUAAUAUUUUUAUCAAUAAAACUAUCAGCAGCAACAGCAAUCAUGACAGCAAUAAUAUUCAUAAUAAGAAUAGAGGAAUCAUACACAUGAACAUAUGAACAUAAAUUAAGAGCAAACGAAAAAACAAACUUAAUAUUAGAAAAAUUCUAUAACCUACCUACAGGAUCAACAACACUUAUAUUAGCCCUAUAUCUACUAUUAACACUAAUUGUAGUUGCAAAAAUCACAAAUAUUUCAGAAGGACCAUUACGAAAAUCAAAAUAA
This is a messenger RNA of Zootermopsis nevadensis, 489 nucleotides long. NCBI's taxonomy places the organism in Eukaryota, Metazoa, Arthropoda, Insecta, Blattodea, Termopsidae. The record is from the annotation of a RefSeq genome assembly.